This is a messenger RNA of Closterium sp. Yama58-4, 1275 nucleotides long. Lineage: Eukaryota; Viridiplantae; Streptophyta; Zygnematophyceae; Desmidiales; Closteriaceae. The record is from the annotation of a GenBank genome assembly.
AUGGCGCUAAUGGCUGCGACCGUGUGUCCCGCAUUGAUUGUGCCAGUCUCAGUCACUGCUACAGCCCGUCAACAUGCUGUGUGCAGGGGGCCCAUCCGAAGCGCCUUCCUGGGAGCAUCUCCUGCCGGUUCCCUCAGACACAGCGGUGCGGUCUCCUUCACGGCCCCCAAGCUUCGAUCCAGCCGUCAGGGUUCGUCGCGGGUGGUGUGCGGGUUGUUUGGCCUGGGCGUUCCGGAGCUUCUUGUCAUCGGCGGUGUAGCGCUCGUGCUCUUCGGCCCGAAGAAGCUUCCUGAAGUCGGCAAGGGUCUAGGAAAGACCGUCAAGGGCUUUCAGGAUGCGGCAAAGGAGUUUCAGUCAGAGCUGAAGGCGGCCUCCUCGGGAGACGACGCAGCGACCACUGAUGCUGCCAAGGCUGCUAUGGGUGGUGGAGAGUACCAGUUGUCGUUCGAGACGUUCGCACAUGACGAGGACGUGCGAGGGAUUGCGGUGAUCAGCGAGGAUUGCUUUGCCACGUCAUCCCGGGACAAAACCGUCAAGCUGUGGCGGCGCGCGCCUGCGUCCACGUCAGCGGGCUCCGCAACGAGCAGCGAAUUCGGCCUGGAUAAAAACCCUCGGGAGGUGACGCAGCGGUUGGCAGGGCAUGAGCAGCAGGUGACUGGGGUCACGGCGACUGCAGCAGGGGACAUCGCCACGUGCUCUGUGGACAAGACCAUCCGGGUGUGGCGAGACGGGCACUGCCAGCAGCAGCUGUCAGGCCACGAGUCAUCAGUGCUCUGCCUUGCCGCUGCUCCCAAUGGGCUCCUCUUCUCAGGGUCAGGAGACUGCACCAUUCGGUGCUGGGACGGCUCCUCCUGCAUUAAGUCCGUCCGGGCGCAUUCAGACUCUGUGCGUGGCCUUGCACUGCUGCCAGCGGUUGGCCUCCUCUCAGCCUCCCAUGAUGGCUCGGUGAAGCUGUGGGACCUGUCGCUGCAGCCUCUGCUGGAGAUGGUGGGGCACACAGCGCUGGUGUACUCCGUGGCAUCCACGGCAGGGGGCGAGCUCAUUGCUUCCGCCAGUGAGGACGCCACUGCUCGCCUGUGGAAGGACGGCGAGUGCAUGCAGGUACUGGAGCAUCCUUCCUGCGUCUGGGCCGUCGCCUUUCUCCCUAACGGAGACCUCAUCACAGCUUCUGCAGAUGGUUGCUUCCGCAUAUGGACAAGAGACGCCGCUCGCGUGGCACCAGAGGGCCUGCGGGCCAGCUUCGAGGAGAGGGUGAAGGCCUCUAGGAAGAAGUGA